AUUCUUUGCUUGUUCCGAUACGUGGAUUUAGUUUCAGAGCGGAUGAACUUUCUGUAUAUAAGAAAAUGAAUGAGAGUAAGAUAUUGUUGUUAAUAUGCAUUACAAUAUGUUUAUCAUUCCUGGGGCUGGUAUCUGUGGGAAUAGAACAAUGGUCGCAAUACAAGGAGUAUGAGGGAACCCCUAAAUUACCUACUCCACCUACGACCAAAGAACCCUCCAAAAAAAUUUCUUACGACGCAGUCUCUCUGAUUGCUUCGGCCGUAUCUGCCAUGACAAAUUCUCAGGUAUUGACCUAUUAUAAUUACUUGGAACGCGAUCAAGCAGACAUACGGGUAUACGAACAACUUGAUUUCAACGUAUUAUACAAGUCACGUCUGGUUGGUGGGCCGGUGGCGACUCGUGUCGAGAACAAUUCAUUAUUUAACCAAUCAUCAUCAUUUGAAGUUAAAGUACACACCUUAACAAAUCAAGAACUGCUCAUAAAAAAUGUAACCAGUGGAAACUCUGUUUACGAACUAAAGAAAAAAAUUAAAGAUAUUCUUGGUGCUGCGCCUCGCAUUCAGCGUCUUGUAUUUAAUGGACAAAGGUUACUGAAUGAGAAAUAUCUCGGACUAUAUAAUAUCAAUGCCAACAGCAUAAUACAUUUGGAAAUCCAGUCAAAAGAUGAUUUUGAGACCAUUAAAUUCAUCAAUCCUGACUUCGAGAAACAUAUAUACUUCGACAAGGGAAAACAUAAUGAUCGUUGUGGAUGGAAGAAGAUUGCGCCGCUAUCGUCCUAUGCACAAAACAACCUGAAUGUUGCAAAUGAUUGGUCUGAAGAGCAAGAGGUUGAAAUCCAAGAUAAUAAAGGAAAAAGAAAAUGGAAGAUUUCAUAUCAUGGAACAGAAAGAUAUCAUCAUCGCUCAAUCGCAGAUGAUGGAUACAUAGCAAGUAGGAGGUAUCAUAAUCUCGGCUUUAGCCAUGGAAUUUACACCACGCCUGACAUUAAGGUUGCCUCUUCGUAUGCAAAAAAAUUUGCUCAUAAUGGUACCAAAUUUGAGAUACUAUUUCAAAAUUUGGUGAAUUCAGAGAUUUCAGUUGAACUCCCAACACACAGAAUGCAUAACAAAUAUUGGAUUUCACCUGAUGAAGAUGACGUAAAGCUGCAUGGUAUUUUAAUAAGAAAUGUUGAUGACUGUUAG
Molecule: messenger RNA, 1181 nt
Organism: Acaulospora colombiana
Lineage: Eukaryota; Fungi; Glomeromycota; Glomeromycetes; Diversisporales; Acaulosporaceae
Source: the annotation of a GenBank genome assembly